GGCAACUUCGCGUCGCGUCGCCAUUUUGCAUUGCAUCGUUUGCGUUCUCAUGAAGAAUUUGUUGCUUGUGCGAAGUUUAUUUUAUAAAAUAGUGAUAUCGUGCCUGUUUUAAACGUAUGUCCCUAAAGUAACAUAAAACUAUUGUCAGUGUUGUGUUGAUUUUGUGUUUGUUUUUGCAUUAAGUAGCCACAAAAAUGGGCAGAAAGAAGAAGAAGGCAUCGAAACCUUGGUGCUGGUACUGCAACAGAGAAUUCGACGACGAGAAGAUAUUGAUUCAACAUCAGAAAGCGAAACAUUUCAAAUGUCACAUCUGCCACAAGAAAUUAUAUACUGGCCCAGGGUUGUCAAUACACUGCAUGCAGGUACACAAAGACGCCAUAGACAAAGUACCAAACUCAUUACCAAAUAGGUCGAAUAUAGAAAUAGAAAUCUAUGGUAUGGAAGGUAUCCCUCCUGAAGAUAUAAGAGAGCAUGAAAAGCAAAAAUCAGGUAUAAGCUUUUAUUUAGGAUUUUAGUUCCCACUGUUUGGACGAACUGUAUGUACAAAACCAUAUUUUCCUACACUAAUCAAUAGCUUAGCUGUUAUUUAAUGUGUAGUACAGUGAUUAGUGUAAAUAAAAAGCUCUCUGAAUUUGAAAAACAGCUUCUUACUUAUUUUUUAAUUUGUUUAGGUGGUGGUAAAGGUUCAGACAGUGAUGAUGAUGAACCAGCUGCAAAGAAAAAAGCUACUCCUGCAUUGCUGGGACCGGGCCCUUCAAAUGUGAGUCAAGGCAUUUUGCCUACACCAAUGGGACCCGUGCCCCCAGGGAUGUACCCAGGGCACAUGGGUAUGAAUCCCAUGAUGCCACCUUUCAUGCAAGCACCAAGGAUGAUGAUGCCUGGUAUGCGACCACUGUUUCCUGCUGCAAGUAUACCCUCAUCACAACCUAGUAAACCGACUUUCCCUGCAUAUAGCAACGCGACGAUAAGCGCGCCUCCGACGACCUCAACGUCGAGUAGUAUGGAACCUAAAGAGAACGGUGACGUGAAGCCCCCAGCGGCUAAUUCAUGUCCUUUGGUGACGGCCACUGGUGCCGGGUCAAAGAUAGUGCAUCCUCCAGAAGACGUUUCGUUAGAGGAAAUCCGUGCCCGCACUGCCAAGUAUAGACCGAAGCCCAAACCAGACGCGCCUACGCCUCAGCCAGCGCCAUCGCAACCUAUAAUCACACCAAGCACUAGCCAGGCUGAGGUGGCGGCACAUAUGAACGCGGCAGUGGCGGCGGCGCGGCAACAGGCGGCGGCGGCCAUGCGGCGGCCCCUCAUGCAGCCCAUGAUGCUGCCGCAGCCUAUGCGAGUCGGCGUGCCCGUCUCCAUGCCGCCCGUCAUGGGCGUGCUGCCCGUCAUGCCGCAGUUCAACCUCAUGCGCCCCAUACAGCCCGGCAUGCUGCUGCCGGGCGGGAUGAUGCAGAUGGGCGCCAUGUUCCCGGGCGGCGUGCCCGGCCUGGGCGUCAUGCAGCCCCGCUACCGAUAACCGCCCCGAACAGAACCGAGCGAAGGUGAAGGUAGGCACGCGUCGAGUUACCUAUCUCGCUUCACCCGUGCCCACGUUGCUCGUUGCUCUAACGCGUUGACGGUGACGGACACUAACCGGGUCGGCGCGCGGCGGCAGGUAAGGCGGGUCGCGGUGGCGCGGGUUAUCGGCGCGGACAGGUGACGCGAGUCGCCCGCGACCGCGAGCGUCGGCCGCGCGGUUGGGCCGGCAGUUCCCUGCGCGAGCAGGCGACACCCGUCACAACGAGCGUUGUUGGAUUACCGGCCCCCUGUCCGUCUGGCCCUGGCCCUGGCCCCCGCGUGUUAGCGCAAUCGUAUCACUCGCACCCUUACUCACGGCUCACGCGUUCGUUUCGAUAGACUGUCGGCAGAUUUCAGUAUGUAGUGUUCGUGCGAUUCUUGUUUUCUGGUGUUUCGAUAUGUGCGUAAGGAUAAUUAAAAAGUAAAUGAAUAAUAAAACUUUUAAUGUUACUCAUUGCCUUGGAAAUUAUUUUUCUUAAGCCAUUUCCACGUGAAGUUGUGACGUUUGCCUACUCUUGUAGAAUUUUGACUAUUUUACUGAUUAAAUGCUAUGAAUAUGGAAAGCUCGCUUUUAAUUUCUCAUCCUUGUCAAUGUGCUCCAUGACGUUAUACUUGUGGCAUGUCAUGUGUAUACAACUUUCUGUAUGUGAACAGAAUUACUUCAUUCUAAUACUGAAGGUCCGUUGGUUGUAAAUAAAUAAUAGCCUGUAGUGAGGUUGAAAUAAUUUUAAUAAAGUAAGUACUAAGUGUGUUUUGUUUUUAUAAUUUUGAGUAUAAUGAAUUCCACUGUCAACUUAGCUUUUGGACAUUUAUCAUACUUCGCCCACUUCUGACCCAUACAUAACAUAUUUAUUAUCUGUUGAUUGGCUAUAAAAAUAAAAGUUUUCUACCACUCACGGGCUUUUCAUUAAAUCUGUAAGAAAUAAUUGUUUCAAGAUUAUAAAAACUGCCCAUUUUUACGAUAGAAUAAGAGAUAUUAAAAUCAGUAUGCAACGUCUGCUGACUUUCUUACGCAAAUAGUAACUCUAUCAACAAACAGCAGUUUCUGAAACUGUCUUGGAAACAUGACGCUGCCCUUUAUUCUGAAGAACUAGAAAGUUAUGACAAUCAGCGCGUUAAAAUAAAGGUAUAAAAAGUUGAUUUAUUAUCAAUAGGGAUGACGGCAAACUUUUUGUUUUUCCUUGUCUUUCGAGUAGAUUAUCAAAAAGUAUUGGACACGUAUUCUCCCUUUAAUCACAUAAUCAAAACAUUACAGAGAACAGACCUCUCUUUCCCAGUGGGCACUUUGGGC
This is a messenger RNA of Chilo suppressalis (striped riceborer), 2842 nucleotides long. Lineage: Eukaryota; Metazoa; Arthropoda; Insecta; Lepidoptera; Crambidae. The record is from the annotation of a GenBank genome assembly.